This is a messenger RNA of Chenopodium quinoa (quinoa), 1346 nucleotides long. RefSeq names its product S-adenosylmethionine carrier 1, chloroplastic/mitochondrial-like. The coding region runs from base 170 to 1099 and encodes 309 amino acids. Gene Ontology annotation, cellular component: mitochondrial inner membrane. Gene Ontology annotation, molecular function: S-adenosyl-L-methionine transmembrane transporter activity. The transcript has 12 exons. Lineage: Eukaryota; Viridiplantae; Streptophyta; Magnoliopsida; Caryophyllales; Amaranthaceae. Gene Ontology annotation, biological process: transmembrane transport. The record is from RefSeq and is a predicted model, not a curated record.
UCAAUAGCGGAAUAGCCCGUGCAUGAUAUUUUUCUUUCUCAAUACUUGUUGAAGUGGUGAACCAAACAGUUAGAGGUUGGAUAGAAUUUCAAUUAGAAAAUUACAAUUGACAACAGUAUCCUCCUCAUUUUUGGGUUAAACAGAGAAAUUGCAGCAGCAGGCAGCUAUAAUGAAGACAGAAACCUCUACUAUUGUUCCCUCAAGUGCUUUGGAUUAUCAAUUGCGAUCUUCCAAAGAUCAAGAGAAGAAUUUUGCAUCUGGCAUUAUCAUGGAAGAAAAUCCAUUGAAUUUGCUGCAAUCCCUAUAUGAUGGUGCUAUAGCUGGAGCUGUUGCAGGUGGUGUGGUUGAAGCAGCCUUAUAUCCGAUAGAUACAGUUAAAACUCGGCUGCAGGCAGCUCAUGGUGGUGGAAAAAUCAUUUUAAAAGGCCUCUACUCCGGAUUGUUUGGAAAUUUGGUUGGUGUUUUACCGGCUUCUGCGAUAUUUUUGGGUGUGUACGAGCCAGUAAAGCAGAAAUUGUUAAAGGCUAUUCCUGAGAACCUCAGUUCUCUGGCUCAUCUUUCUGCAGGUGCCAUUGCAGGAGCUGCCUCUUCUAUUGUCAGAGUCCCAACGGAGGUUGUAAAACAAAGGAUGCAGACGGGUCAAUUUGCAACAGCCCCUAAUGCCGUGCGUAUGAUUGUUUCUAAAGAGGGCUUCAGAGGACUUUAUGCGGGUUAUGGAUCUUUUCUACUUCGCGAUUUGCCUUUCGAUGCCAUCCAAUUUUGUAUCUAUGAGCAAAUAAGGAUUGGUUAUAAACUAGCAGCUAAGAGGGAAUUAAAUGACCCUGAAAAUGCUUUGAUUGGUGCUUUUGCAGGAGCUAUAACAGGAGCUAUAACGACCCCUCUUGAUGUGAUCAAGACACGACUGAUGAUUCAGGGGUCGUCACAGCAGUACAAGGGUAUAUAUGACUGUGUGAGGACCAUACUGAGAGAAGAAGGAGGGCAUGUCUUUAUGAAGGGCAUUGGACCAAGAGUUUUAUGGAUUGGAAUUGGAGGCUCGAUAUUUUUUGGUGUCUUGGAGAAGACAAAACAGGUUUUAUCCCAAGGCCAACCCAAUAAUUGAUCAGCUAAAUUGCAAAUGAGCGUCCCUCUCUCUCUCUUUCUCUUCUUUUUUUUUUCUUUUUCUUCUUUUAUUUACUUAAUUUUGGAAAUUUGUUUCUCUUUGUGAACAUCACAUUGGAAUUUACAAAUUCUUAUUUUCUAGUGAAUUUCAUCUAGCUGGUAGUCUUAGGAAUUGUAUCAUGACUUGAGAUCAAAGCUUGUUCAAUUCGCACUUCAUAGCAUUUUAUAAAAUAAAAUCAUUACAUGCA